UGCUUCCUCCACGCUAGGCAUGUCGGGGACCUGGGCAACGUGAAGGCGGGCCCGGACGGUGUGGCCAACGUGCUCAUUGAGGACUCUGUGAUUGCGCUCUCGGGAGACCAUUCCAUCAUCGGCCGCACACUCGUGGUCCACGAGAAGCGAGAUGACCUGGGCAAAGGUGGGAAUGACGAAAGCAAGAAGACGGGCAACGCCGGGAGCCGCCUGGCCUGCGGGGUCAUCGGCAUCACCCAGUGAACGUCCCCUGGCGCGUCUGCGUCCUCAGAACGCCUGUUGUCUCCUAGUUGUAGAAGUUUCACCGAUAAACAUUAAACACUAACCUUCAAAGUGUAAUUUGUCUUUUUUGAAAAACUGCUGUAAGUUCCUGUAAUGUGACUUACGACACUGGAAGAUUGUAUGCUUGUGUCCAUCUCAUUCCAUUAAAAUGUCUGUUCCAAUGA
This is a messenger RNA of Myotis lucifugus (little brown bat), 446 nucleotides long. It is a transcript of the gene SOD1, whose product is annotated as superoxide dismutase 1. Gene Ontology annotation, cellular component: mitochondrion; peroxisome; nucleus. Gene Ontology annotation, molecular function: superoxide dismutase activity; copper ion binding. The record is from RefSeq and is a predicted model, not a curated record. The annotation marks the transcript as partial. NCBI's taxonomy places the organism in Eukaryota, Metazoa, Chordata, Mammalia, Chiroptera, Vespertilionidae. Gene Ontology annotation, biological process: removal of superoxide radicals. The transcript has 2 exons.